AUGCCUCUCUCAGCACCUCCAAAUAUCUCUCUGGCUCCUCCACCUCCGCAGAAUUACUUCGAGAAUGGACGCUUAUACCACGGUUUCCGGAAAGGCAAAUAUAUGCUCCCCUGCGAUGAGACAGAGAUGGAUCGCAUGGAUAUCUAUCACAAGUUCUUCUCCGUUGCCAGACGGGAUCAGCUACACUCUACCCCCUUUACACCGAACUACGAUCGCGGGCCCCGGAUCUUGGAUCUAGGAACGGGCACAGGAAUCUGGGCGAUUGACAUGGCCGACAAGUACCCCACUGCGGAAGUCCAGGGCAUUGAUCUAUCACUGAUCCAGCCCGCAAAGAUCCCUCCCAACCUUUCCUUCUCGCAACGAGAUAUCGAGUCCCCCUGGCAUGGCAUGGAUCUGGAUUCUUGGGAUCUGAUACACAUGCGGAUGCUGAAUGGCAGCAUUUCGAGUUGGCCAGAGACAUAUCAGAAGAUCUACAGACAUCUCAAACCGGGGUUUGGAUGGCUCGAACAUGUGGAGAUCGAUAUGGCGCCUCGCUGUGACGAUGGGUCACUACCGCCCAACUGUCAACUGGCCACCUGGUACCGCCUAGUCAUGGAUGCGACGGCGCGCGCGUAUCGCCCCAUGGCUUACAAUGCUGACACGCGGAUCAUGUUGGAACGGCAGGGGUUCGUGGAGAUUCAGGAACAGGUCAUUAAGGUUCCCCUGAAUCCGUGGCCUGCGGAUCCGCAUCUGAAGGAUAUCGGCCGUUGGUAUAAUCUGGGGCUCACGCAGGGCCUGGAGGCCAUGACCUUAGCGCCGCUGACGAGAAUGAGCGGCUGGAACAAGGCGGAUGUGGAGCGGUUGUGUUCGGAAGUCAAGAGGGAGAUCUGCUCCAAGAAGUUUCACGCCUACUGCAAUGUGCACGUCUGGAUUGCGCGCCGCCCGGCCGAGGCUUGA
Messenger RNA from Amorphotheca resinae ATCC 22711, 936 nucleotides. RefSeq lists its product as hypothetical. Bases 1 to 936 code for a protein of 311 amino acids. Gene Ontology annotation, molecular function: methyltransferase activity. The transcript is spliced from 6 exons. The record is from RefSeq and is a predicted model, not a curated record. Lineage: Eukaryota; Fungi; Ascomycota; Leotiomycetes; Helotiales; Amorphothecaceae.